Corticium candelabrum is the source of this 606-nucleotide messenger RNA. RefSeq lists its product as uncharacterized. The transcript has a single exon. NCBI's taxonomy places the organism in Eukaryota, Metazoa, Porifera, Homoscleromorpha, Homosclerophorida, Plakinidae. Bases 1 to 606 code for a protein of 201 amino acids. The record is from RefSeq and is a predicted model, not a curated record.
AUGGAAGUAGCGGAUGAGUUAUCUGAACGUUCAGGACUUUUGGGAUGUGCUACCUAUUGUGUUGGAGGAAAACGGAGAGACGUUCCGGUGAGAGUUAUGAAUGUCUGCACAGAACCUGUAAUAAUACAUAAAGGACAGAGUUUGGCGGAAUUUACUGAAGCAACUGCGUUGGAUGGAGUGGAUAGAAGACCAGUUGGAAAGAGUACCGAUAUUUACAACCCAAUGGUUGACAUAGAUCUGGGUGAGUCAUUGAGCUCUGAUAAGAAACAACAAUUGGGGAAUCUUCUAAAACGUCAUCGGGACGUGUUCGCUUAUUCAGGCAAUGAAGGGUAUUCAGUGGAUGUUGAACAUAAGAUAUCGCUUACUACCAAAACUCCAAUAGCUUGCCACCCUCGACGACUACCUACAAGAUGGAAAGCUGAGGUUGAAUAUCAGGUGACACGAUUACGGCGAGAUGGGAUAAUUCGACCAUCUACUUCUGGAUAUACGGCACCUAUAUGUCCAGUUAGUAAAAGUGAUGGGAGUCUUCGUUUAUGCGUAGACUACAGACAGUUAAAUAGUAAAACUAAAGACACAGCAAUACCAACUGGGAGUCUUCAAAGGUGA